AUGCCGAGCGCGUGCUGUCAUCCGCUACCGAUUACCAAUGGCGGCGCCACCCCUCUGCUUCCUUCACGUGAUCUUGACCCAGAUAUGUCAGGCGACUACAAAGUGGUGUCGCAGCCUGAAGGCGUGCGGGGACGGGUGAGCGACGAACCAAACGCAGCAGCCCUACAAGCUCGGGUUGGAAGCCUGACGGAAGCAGCCAGCUAUAGUCCCGCAGGGUACCAUGAGGCGACUGGGUCGCCGGCGCAACUCGCUGAUGAGGGUGGCGCCCAAGAAGUUGUGGCCCCACCCCUCUCUCACGUCUGGGAACGCAUACUAGAGUCGCGCAUUCACACAGAGAGAGCACUACUGGCACGUGCUCAGACUCUUGGAGUGGCGCCCUCUGUAGGAGUGGGAGAAACAGAGGAUGCGGUGUCAUCGGGAGGGGCAGGCGACGCACAGGAAGCGUCCUUCUCUGGAGCGUUCCUCGAGGAAAUGGCGUUGCAGCCGGGCCCGUCCACGCCUCCUCUUCCGCUUGCGCCACAGGUCUGGCCAGAGACGCUUGCAGAGGAUGUCACGGUGGAGAGGCUGACCCCUGCAGAGGCCCCCGUGGCCGAUGCGGGAGUUAUGGAUGUUGAAGCGUCAGAUGGAGCCCCAGAACUUGCUCGUGGACUGUGCUGUUCUGCCUUACUGCCGCAGACUGAGACCGGUCUUCACUUGAUGCAUGAGACUGGAGCAGCAGUGUUCUGGCCUGAGAGUGAUGCGCAUGACUGCCAAGGUCGCAGCCGGGUAUCACAAAAAGAAGAGCCCAAAAACCCGCCGGGAGGAGAAAAAGUACCCGAUCCUGGGCUGCUAAAGCAGCUGCUCGGCGACUUGGCGGACGACGGGAGGUUCACCCCUAUGGGUGAGGAAGCUCAUUGGUGGCCCGUGGAACUGGGAUCGCACUUCGGAUGUGGAGAGGGCACACUCUACUCUGGGUCGGCCGCUUCGUCAGCCGCUAGACCCGCUGCACGCGUUGGGCAAGUGCCCGAGGGCAGUGAAGGUGCGAGCGCUGCUACGGUAUCUGUAUCGGGCCCUUGUACACAGGGCGUCCAUGUGCCGCCUGACGACAAAGGUUCUCCUUCGCCCUGCACUCAGAAUUUGUCCCCUGUAAGCCACAGGGUGGGUGCCGCAGCGGAGACAGUCUCGCAGACGCCUACGGGAAUUCCCAUGAUACGCACAGGAGAAGAACCUACCCAGCAUGCAGUGCGUGGGCGAGCGAGGUGGGAAACAUGGCAAUCAGGCCGGGAGGUACGCCGUGGGCAGACGACGCAGGCGAAGCCAGGUGCCACACCGGUGCAAGGCCAGAGCACAUACAACGUCAGGGUGGACCCGAAGCACUACUGA
Messenger RNA from Besnoitia besnoiti, 1362 nucleotides. RefSeq lists its product as uncharacterized. The transcript has a single exon. Lineage: Eukaryota; Apicomplexa; Conoidasida; Eucoccidiorida; Sarcocystidae. Bases 1 to 1362 code for a protein of 453 amino acids. The record is from RefSeq and is a predicted model, not a curated record.